AUGGGAAGAAGAAAUAAAUCAGUCGUAGACAUUCUUUGCGACCAAAACCGCUUAGCCGAAGCAGUUCAAUUACUCAGCCACAUUGUUAGACCCUCUACUUCUCUAUACUCGACCCUCUUACAGCAUUGUCUUCAGCACCGUGCUCUUGAUCAGGCCAAAUUGGUCCAUUCCCACACAAGAGUCUCCGGUUUCGAGCCGGGGCUUUUCCUUUGUAACCGUUUCAUUAAUUUGUACGCAAAAUGUGGGAGUUUUUUGGACGCCCAGACGGUGUUUGAGGAAAUGCCUGAGAGGGAUUUGUGUUCUUGGAAUACUAUGAUUUCUGGGUAUGCCAAAGUGGGGAAGAUCGGUGAAGCUAGGAAACUGUUUGAUGAAAUGCCUCAAAGAGAUAAUUUUUCUUGAACGGCGAUGAUUUCCGGGUACGUUCGGCACCAAAGGCCUAAUGAGUAUUUGGAGUUGUAUAGGAUGAUGCAGAGGCGAGAGAGUUCAAAGUCUAAUAAGUUCACUGUGUCUAGCGUUCUUGCUGCUUCAGCGGCCAUUCAGAGUCUGAGAAUGGGGAGGGAGAUUCAUGGUUAUAUAACGCGAACUGGGUUGGACUCGGAUGAGGUGGUUUGGAGUGCCUUGUCGGAUAUGUAUGGGAAAUGUGGGAGUAUAGAGGAAGCUAGGUGUGUUUUUGAUAAGAUGGUGAAUCGAGAAGUUGUGACAUGGACGGCGAUGAUUGGGAGAUACUUUGAGGAUGGGAAGAAGGACGAGGGACUUGCCUUGUUUUCGGAGUUGAUGAAAUCCGGGAUUAGACCAAAUGAGUUCACGUUUGCAGGGGUUUUGAAUGCCUGUGCUGAUCAUGCUACUGAGAACCUAGGCAAGCAGGUACAUGGAUACAUGACACGGAUAGGAUUCGACCCCUUUUCAUUUGCAGCAAGUGCCCUUGUUCAUAUGUAUUCCAAGUGUGGAAACACUGCUAAUGCGAAUAAGGUGUUUAAAGGGAUGCCUAGUCCAGAUUUGGUUUCAUGGACUUCCCUUAUUGUUGGAUAUGCUCGGAAUGGUCAAGCUGACGAAGCUCUUCAGUUGUUUGAGUCACUACUUAAAUCAGGUACUAGGCCUGAUCACGUAACAUUUGUAGGUGUUCUUUCAGCUUGUACUCAUGCUGGAUUAGUCGAUAGAGGACUUGAGUAUUUCCAUUCUAUUAAGGUAAAACAUGGGUUAAAACAUACUGCGGACCAUUAUACAUGUGUAGUUGAUCUGUUAGCCCGAGCUGGCCGAUUUGAAGAAGCCGGGAAUAUUAUAAGUGAAAUGGCCAUGAAGCCUAGUAAGUUCUCCUGGGCCUCCUUAAUUGGUGGUGGUAGAAUUCAUGGAAACGUCGAGCUGGCAAAGCGAGCUGUAGAGGCAUUGUUUGAGAUAGAACCUGAGAAUCCUGCUAGUUAUGUUACUCUGGCCAACAUUUACGCUACCACUGGAAUGUGGAGUACAGUAACAAUGGUUAGAAAAAAAAUGGAUGAAAGUGGGAUAAUAAAGAAACCAGGUCUGAGUUGGAUUGAGAUCAAGAGAGAGAUGCAUGUUUUCUUAGUUGGGGAACAGUCUCACCCCAGAUACAAUGAAAUAGAUCACUUUUUGAGUGAAAUUUCGAAGAGGAUGAAAGAAGAAGGGUAUGUUCCUGACACGAACUUUGUGCUGCAUGAUGUUGAGGAGGAGCAGAAAGAGCAGAACCUCUUGUACCACAGUGAGAAGCUUGCAGUUGCAUUCGGCAUUGUUUCUACUCCACCAGGAACUGCAAUCAAGAGUUUUUCAUUUUCUAUGUUUUGGACAUAUCUAAGCCGCAGCUUAAUCUUCCAUAGCUCCACAAGUAACCAAAUUCAGAAGGAUUCUCUUCGGUUUCUACAGUACAAUCUUCUUUAGUCCAGCAAACCUACCCAAAAGCUUUCUUCCACUUGGCUUGAAAAUCCAAGCACUCUUUCCUCCCCUUUCAUGCACAUUCUCCAUUUGAUCAUCCCAUCUCCUACAGAGCUCCUUCAUGUCAGCCGAAAUCCUUACAACAUCCAAUGCCACCUUAACUUGCAAGUCCAUCGUAAUCAGCCUUCCAAGAGAAAUAUCCAACUCUUGGAGCUUCUUGUAGUACCUCUGGCUUUUGUAGAAGGU
Messenger RNA from Rosa chinensis, 2130 nucleotides. RefSeq names its product pentatricopeptide repeat-containing protein At4g37170. The transcript is spliced from 3 exons. Gene Ontology annotation, molecular function: zinc ion binding; RNA binding; protein binding. Gene Ontology annotation, biological process: RNA modification. Lineage: Eukaryota; Viridiplantae; Streptophyta; Magnoliopsida; Rosales; Rosaceae. The record is from RefSeq and is a predicted model, not a curated record.